CAGGUGAAUACAUUCUAGAAAAUCCAAGUCUAGAAGGAACCAGUGGGGAAAGUGGCUCGGAGCCUGGACCGUCGUUGGAUGACCCCGAGAUCGGACUCGAGGACUCUUUGGGCCUAAGCAACAAUUUUGGGCUCGAGGAUGACUUUCCGUCGGAACUUUUGAGCGAUAGCCUGCUUGCUAGCGCGGGAGUCGACGGAUUACUCUGCAACGACUCGCUUGGGCUUCCCGACGGGUUCAAUCUCGAGGAGGCCCUGCAGCUUGUGGGACUCAAUGAGCAGCCGGAGGAAAAAGAACUGAAGAAACGCGACCGAGGAGGCUUGAGAGUGCGCAAUCAAGACGAGUUGUCCUCAACCUCCCCAACUCCCUCAACUUCGACCUCAACCUCCAUUUUGAGCUCCAAUUCGAUCCUCGAGGACGCCGAAAUCGACGAAAUGAUGCACACGCAGCAGUACCACCCUCACUCCCACCCUCACCUUCACCCCCAUCGGCACUACCAGAGCCGAGUAGCAUAUGGCCGACCAAUGGGCGCCGACCAACGAUGGCCACCGGGGGAACUAUUCCUAUCACUUCCCAGUGCGACAGACUUUGGACAUCCAUCACAUCCCGGGUAUCCAGGACACGGCUUGAAUUCUACUCAUCAUUACGAGAUGCAGCGUAAUGUUGUUCUCAACAAUGCUACUCUACCUCUACCGGUUGGCGACUAUAAUUCAACGGGCCCAUUUCAAAAUAUUGGACCAUCGAAUUUAGGAUCAGCUGUAGCGACCUCAAUGAACCUGACUAACAGCUCAGAGCCAAUUGGGACCGACACAACUGGGCCUUACAAGCCAGAGCCACACGACAUAAACUACACUCAUUAUUCACACAAUCCACUUACAUCGGAGGGAAAUUUAAACCCCGACGGGUUGUUUUCCAACAUCCUCGAUGACACCAAUUUGCAGCUGAUGGAUUUUGCUGAUGAUGGAAUGUAUGGAUGCAUGAGAAAUUGGGACACAAGCAACAAUGGUACCCAAAACAGUACCACACUUGCUCCGCAGGCAAGCACCGCUCCAGCAGUCACAAAUUUGACCGGCGCGAUCACUGAUGAACGUCUGGAUGCCUCCAGUGACAGCGCGGUCAGCAGCAUGGGCAGCGAAAGAGUUCCGUCUUUGUCCGACGGCGAGUGGAUGGAGACCGGAAGCAAUUCCAGCCACACGCAAGCCGAUUCUCAUUAUUCUAUGGAUUACGCGAGCAAGUACCGAAUGCAGUAUGAGUGUAACUACACAGUGAACGGCAGGACUGGCAAUCGCUGUCCGGUGGAUAGAAUACCUCCGGUGGCGCAGAAGAAGCACCAGAUGUUCGGUAAAAGAUAUCUUCAAGACCAUGGGACCGGGUCACCACUGGGUCACCAUGGUCAUGGGCCGCCUAUUAAGUACGAAUAUGAUCCUCAAGCAGUAGCUGCAGGUCCUGCUCAUGCUUACAGUCCCUUAGAUGGCGCUGCUGGGCCUGAAAUGAAGUUUAGUUGCAGUGUAGACUUUGCGAGACAAUUGCACCAUGUACCUGGAAGAACUGCUUUAGAGCAUAUUCAUCACAACCACACGUAUCAUCUACCUCCGGACAGUUCGGGCGCCAUGCGACCUCUAGCGAGGGACAAAAAAAAUCAACAUUUGACGCGUGACGAAAAGAAAGCGCGACAACACAAUGUCCCGAUUUCGGUCCACGACAUAAUAAACCUACCAAUGGACGAGUUCAACGAGCGAAUGAGCAAGUACGACCUUAGUGAAACUCAAGUGAGUCUGAUCCGGGAUAUAAGGCGCCGCGGAAAGAACAAAGUGGCAGCCCAGAACUGCCGCAAGAGGAAGCUCGACCAGAUCAUGACCCUCGCGGAUCAGGUCAAGGAGAUGAAGGACCGGAAAAUGAGGUUGCUCAGUGAUAGGGACUACAUGCUGAGAGAGAGGCAGAGGGUCAAGGAAAAAUUCGGGCAGCUUUACAGACACGUUUUCCAGUCUCUCCGAGAUUCGGAAGGAAAUCAGUACAAUCAUCAAGAGUACUCACUUCAACAAGCUGCGGAUGGAAAUUUCCACCUUGUCCGUAGGAACCAAGUACUUCAACAACAUCACAAUCACAAUCACAAUCACAAUCACAAUCACACGGGGCCCUAUCCUCGGCAAUCAAUGGACCCAAAAACAAAACCAGACCCCGAGCGCAAAGAAUAA
Molecule: messenger RNA, 2192 nt
Organism: Cotesia congregata
Lineage: Eukaryota; Metazoa; Arthropoda; Insecta; Hymenoptera; Braconidae
Source: the annotation of a GenBank genome assembly